Dioscorea cayenensis subsp. rotundata (Guinea yam) is the source of this 4622-nucleotide messenger RNA. RefSeq names its product pentatricopeptide repeat-containing protein At4g21300. Lineage: Eukaryota; Viridiplantae; Streptophyta; Magnoliopsida; Dioscoreales; Dioscoreaceae. Gene Ontology annotation, biological process: RNA modification. The coding region runs from base 209 to 2809 and encodes 866 amino acids. The record is from RefSeq and is a predicted model, not a curated record. The transcript has 4 exons. Gene Ontology annotation, molecular function: RNA binding; protein binding.
UUAGUUUAAGAGCCAAAACUAACAAUUUUGCCCACAAUUUUCAAUAUGUUCUUCAACUCUAUCCCGCGCCACCUCCUCCAUUUCUCUUCACUCUCUUCUCUUGCUCCUGUGUAUUCGUGUUGUUGAUUUGAGAUUUCUCCUCCGAGGUUUUCCAGUUUGCGAUUUUGGAGUUCAGCAUGCAUCUUGAAAUCAUCUUUUCUCGUUUAAAAUGCUUAGAAGAAAAAAUUUGGUUCCAAUCUGCAAAUGCUUCUCUUGGAGUUCCGAAUUUGAAUGCAACUUGUUUCCAAAAAUCUUGAGAAGAAUAUCAAAUCUAACAUUGAGCUCUGCUCAAUUUAAUGGCGUUUCUCGCAAUCAUGAUGAUGAUGAUUUGGUGUCUCGGAUUUCUUCAAUGCUGAGGGAUGUCCAUGACCCUUUGGAUCUUCAAAAGGGCAGACAAAUUCAUGCGCAACUAGUCGUCAAUGGGCUUGAAGAUCACCGUGUCUCCCGCAAUGGUGUUCUGGGGAUGUAUGUUCUUUGUGGAAGCGUUUGUGAUGCCAAAGAUGUCUUUUUUCGGCUUGAAAAGAAGGCUUCUUUGCAUUGGAAUUGGAUGAUCAGAGGGUUCAACAUGAUGGGGCUGUUUGAUUUUGCUCUUUUGUUCUAUUUCAAGAUGUUUUUUUAUGGUGUUUUGCCGGAUCAGCACACAUAUUCUUGUGUCUUGAAGUCUUGUUGUGGUUUAUCUACUGUUGGGUUAGGUAGAUUGAUCCAUGGAAUGAUUUCUUCUGUGGGAUUGGAAGAGGAUAUGUAUGUGGGAAGCUCAUUGAUUAAGCUUUAUGCGGAGAAUGGUUGCAUUGUUGAGGCAAGGGAAGUGUUUGAUAAAAUGCCUGAAAGAGAUUGUGUUUUGUGGAAUGUGAUGAUUGAUGGGUAUGUGAGGAAUGGAGAUGCUGAAAAGGCCGUUCAGAUGUUUAAUAGAAUGAGAAUAUCUGGAAUCAAUCCGAAUUAUGUCUCGUUUAUUUGUGUUCUGUCAGUCUGUGCUUUAGAGGGAAUGUUGGAAUGUGGAAAUCAGCUGCAUGCGCUUGCUGUUAAGCUUGGGUUGGAGUUGGAGGCCUCGGUGGCUAACACACUUGUUUCUUUGUACUCAAGAUGUCAGUGCUUGUCUGAUGUGCAAAUCUUGUUUGGUUUGAUGCCACAACCUGAUUUGGUUACUUGGAAUGGAAUGAUAUCAGGGUAUGUUCAGAGUGGGCUCAAAGAUGAGGCGUUCAUAUUGUUCUACCAGAUGCAACGGGCUGGUGUUAAACCAAAUUCCAUAACCCUCUCUAGUUUUCUACCAUCAUUGUCUGGCAUUGCUUGUUUGAAACAAGUUAAAGAAGUCCAUUCUUAUAUUAUUAGGAACCAAAUAGACAUGGAUGCAUUUUUGAAAAGCGCACUCAUUGAUCUGUAUUUUAAAUGUAAGGAUGUGGUAUCAGCAAUGAGAAUUUUUCACGCAAGUAAAACAAUGGACAUUGUCAUUUGCAGUGCGAUGAUAUCUGGUUAUGUGCUGAAUGGCCUGAGUCGUGAUGCUUUGGAGAUGUUCCGCAUGUUGCUGGGUGCUCAGCUGAAGCCUAAUGCGAUUACACUGGCUAGUGUUCUACCAGCAUGUUCAUGUUUGAAUGCUUUAAGGCUGGGAAAGGAACUGCAUGGCUAUGUUAUUAGAAAUGCAUGUGAGGGAAGAUGCUAUGUUUCAAGUGCACUGCUGGACAUGUAUGCAAAAUGUGGCAGAGUAGAUCUUUCUUAUCUUGUAUUUAGAAAUAUUUCUAUUAAGGAUUCUGUAGCAUGGAACUCAAUGAUCUCAAGUUUUACGCAGAAUGGACAACCAGAAGAUGCUAUCAGCCAUUUCCGUCAAAUGGGAGAUGAAGGAAUCAGAUACGACUGUGUCACCGUCUCUUCUGCACUGUCAGCAUGUGCAUCUUUGCCAGCAUUGCACUGUGGGAAAGAGAUUCAUGGAUUCAUGAUGAGAAGUUAUUUGAGGUCGGACUUAUUUGCUGAGAGCGCCUUGAUAGACAUGUAUUCCAAAUGUGGAAAUCUGCUUUGGGCUCGUCGUGUUUUUGAUUCAAUGAGUAUUAAAAAUGAGGUCUCCUGGAAUAGUAUUAUUGCUUCUUAUGGGACUCAUGGUCUUCUUACAGAUGCACUCAGUUUAUUUCAGCAAAUGCAGGAAGCAGGAUUUCGACCUGAUCAUGUAACCUUUCUCACCAUAAUAUCUGCUUGUGGUCACGCAGGACAUGUUGAAGAAGGGUUUAGAUAUUACCGAUGCAUGAGUGAGCAGUAUGGCAUCACAGCUCGAAUGGAACACUAUGCUGCUGUUGUUGAUUUAUUUGGUCGUGCUGGGCUACUGAAUGAGGCAUUUAGCUUCAUUAAAAGCAUGCCACUCAAACCAGAUGCCGGAAUAUGGGGUGCAUUGCUUGGAGCAUGCCGGGUUUAUCGGAAUGUUGAGCUUGCUGAACUUGCUUCUCAACAGCUCUUUGAGUUGGAUCCACAAAAUUCCGGUUACUAUGUGUUGAUGUCAAACAUUAAUGCUGUAACUGGUCGAUGGGAUGGAGUUUCAAAAGUGCGAAACUUGAUGAGGGAAAGAAAGGUACAGAAAGCACCAGGAUGCAGUUGGAUUGAAAUCAAUAAUUCAAGCCAUAUGUUUAUUGCAGCAGAUGAAAGUCACCCAGAUUCUUUUCAGAUAUACUUUUUGCUGAAGCUUCUUCUUAUGGAACUUAGAUUAGCUGGCUAUGUUCCCCAGCCUGAUCUUAUUUACCCACAGCAAGAAUGUACUGCUAGAGUUAAAAAUAAAAUACAUUCUCCAAGCUAAUGUUGUUCACACAAAAGAGUGUACUGCUGAAGAUCAUGUUCUCAGUUCUCCUAACAAAUGCUGUUUAACCAUUGCAACACAAUCAGUUGAAAGAGAAGUCUUUGGCCUCUGCUGCUGUAUGAAGUUUUCUUAAAUGCAGUGGAGUUUCACAUUGCAAGAAGUAUGACCUUCAUUUUUUUGGUGUGGACCAAAAAUUCUCUCCAUACGCAAGCAAAUGAGGGAUACCCCAAUGAAGUCUGGUUUUCAAAGUUCUCAACUAAUGAGAAAUAUUUUGCAUCAGCCUCAAAUGAUAAAUUCAUGAUUAUUUGAUCUCAACUUGAUGCCGUAACUUGAUAUCACACCAAUACAAGAAGAUACAAUCAAUCAGCACAAUGACUUGGCUGCGUCUGUCUCUGUUUGACAUCACUCAAAUUUGGUCUUGGACCUUUUCAUGCUUCUGUGCACAACAGGCUAUGUCAUAUCAUCUCCUUUUUUUUAUUUUUUGUUAAGAACAUGUAAAUUUAAUUCAUUUUUGAUGUCUCAAACUAUUAACAUUGUUGUGCAAUGAUUAGGUUUCUACAUUUGGAGAAGUUACGAAGAAACAUCAACUAUACGGUCAAGGAACACCUAUCUCCAUGGUUGCCUGGAGCCCAGACGACAGCCUUCUCCUCUCUCCUUUUUAAUGGAAGAAGCUAUCCGAUGUUAGGAUGUUGCAUGUAGACAGUGCAUUUGUGUUUAUGAUGAUAAGAAAUGCAGAUCUAUCGUCUUACCAAGGCAAGUGAUCUCUUUAUUUAUCUAAGCAGUACUAACAUCACUAAAUAAAACAACUUUGAAUUUCGAGUAAAUGUGGCCAAGCCGCUAAAGUUGUUAAGUAGUGAUAAAUCAUAUAAGUAAAAUUGUGGCAUAAGUUCAUGAAUUAAUAGUUCUCGCAUUUGGAUUUUGAGCUUGUUAUUUGAUUCAUUUCAAAUAAGUUGUAUCUUGUUCAAACUAACUAAUAGAGCUGGGUCAAAAAACCAAAAUUAGUUAUAGUAAGAUGAAAACCACAUUUGUGCUUGUGCAAUGAGGCCAUUGAGUAAUAGUGAUGUUCAUGUGGGACUUAGAAGGGAAAUGAAAAAGUAAUGGAUGUACACCAGUUUUUGUGAUAUGUGUGUAGUGAGGAAUGGUGAGUGGAUUAUGAGAACAAAUUUGCAGUCUGAAAUUUUGCAAUUUGAAAUUAGAUCAAGAAGGAGCUUCAUAGCUUUGCUAUUGAAGCACUGCACUAGCAUAAAAUUUAGUUUGUUCUCCAUUGCUAAAGAUUAAAAAGUUUUCGGCUUGUGAAUUUUAUUGAGGGAGGGAUGAAUGUGGUGAAUAUAUAGUCUUAUCCACCAAGAGCAAAGUCAGUGUCCUUUAAUUUUUCCAGGCAUUGAUCUUUUAGUUGUGGUUUAAUGCUCAUCAUUUAUGUGUUUCAAAUGAAAGUUUUCGGUGAUUUAAUAUUGUCUUGCAUGAUAAAAUGAUUGUUCCCUGUAAUUUGACGAAGUAGUUUCUCUUGUUAGUUUUGCAUCACUAGUGAGCCACUUUUAGUGAUUUAAUACUCUCUUGCAUGAUAAAAAUGAUUGUUCACUGUAAUUUGACAAAAUUGUUUCUCUUGUUAGUUUUGGAGUUACUAGUGAUGGCUCAAAAGUAUUCACUACUGUAAAAGAUGAAUAACUUGAGGUGAUACGUGUGCAUUCUUUUUGACCUUUUUAUUGUAUGAAGGGUUUUUUAGUUGUCAAAUUGAUAUAAAAAUUGAUAGGAAACAAGUAAUUAAAUUACUUAUAUAUAUAUAUUUUUAAAUAUAGUAAUUUAUAUGAGAAAA